AUAACUCAGAAAUCCUCACAAAGCGUUUCAAACUCUCCAACAUUAUCAUAAGUUCUGAAACCACAAAAGACACAAAAUUACCAUGAGUUCACAGGGAGGAGCAACCAAGGGUGGCAGGGGCAAGUCCAAGAGCUCCAAAUCGGUGACUCGAUCGCAGAAGGCUGGUCUCCAAUUUCCGGUCGGACGCAUCGCUCGCUUCCUCAAGAAAGGCAGGUAUGCGGAGCGUGUCGGAUCUGGCUCUCCCGUAUAUCUCUCUGCUGUCCUCGAGUAUCUUGCUGCAGAGCUUCUGGAAUUGGCUGGAAAUGCUGCAAGGGAUAAUAAGAAGAACAGGAUUAUACCAAGGCACAUUCAGUUGGCCGUUAGAAACGACGAGGAGUUGAGCAGGUUGUUAGGGUCUGUGACCAUUGCAAAUGGAGGUGUUUUGCCUAAUAUUAAUCAGAAUCUGCUGCCCAAGAAAAUUGGGUCAAAGAAGGGAGAGAUUGGGUCCAUGUCUCAGGAGUUUUAGGGAUCGUGAUAAUAAUUCAGGCUGAUUUUGUUGAUAAGCAUGUUGUCAAAGUUGGAUUUCAUUUUUUAAUGUGUAAAUCCUGCGGAUUAAUGAGUAAAAUCCUUAUUGAAUAAUUCUUCGCGCA
Messenger RNA from Mangifera indica (mango), 629 nucleotides. RefSeq names its product histone H2AX-like. Lineage: Eukaryota; Viridiplantae; Streptophyta; Magnoliopsida; Sapindales; Anacardiaceae. The coding region runs from base 83 to 505 and encodes 140 amino acids. Gene Ontology annotation, molecular function: structural constituent of chromatin; DNA binding; protein heterodimerization activity. Gene Ontology annotation, cellular component: nucleosome. The transcript has 2 exons. The record is from RefSeq and is a predicted model, not a curated record.